GGCCAGGCGCCCGCCUGAGCCGCAUGUGGCUCGGGUCGAGCCUCAGUGCGUGGAGUUCAUUGAUCUGGUUCGAUCACCACAAUGCCCCGGCCUUUACGCCGCAGCCCUAGAGUUUUCUAGACCGGCGUCGCACCCUCCCCCUCCCCGGUCCCCGAUAACACCCCUUUCCCUCCUUCUCCGCUGCAGCCGCCGCCUCCUCCACCACACCGCCACCCGAACUCCGACUUCCUCCCCCCUCUUCCUCCGGCCGCCAGUGUCUGCCCCUUCCACCUCGUCCUCGGAAUUUGUUUGCUUGGGUUCUUUUUCAGUUGAUUUGAACACUCAGCACCAUUUCUUUUACUCCAAAAGUACAACAAGAACACUACAAGGAAACAACUUAUAUGAGUAUGGACAGGACUGCUAAGAGAAGAGUGGCAUUUAUAUUGAUUGAUGGGAUAGGAGAUGUAUGUCUCCCUCGGUUUAACUACAAGACUCCCCUUCAAGUGGCGAAUAUUCCCAACUUGGAUGCAAUAGCUUCAGCUGGUGUUAAUGGUCUCAUGGACCCUGUUGAAGCAGGUUUGGGUUGUGGGAGUGACACUGCACACCUUUCUAUAUUGGGCUAUGAUCCAAGGAUCUAUUACCAUGGUCGAGGGGCAUUUGAGUCAAUGGGUGCUGGACUGGCCAUGUCACCUGGAGACAUUGCUUUCAAGUCAAAUUUUGCUACUUUGGAUGAGAAAAGUGGAAUUGUGACCAGCAGGCGGGCUGAUCGGCAUUUUGAGGAAGAGGGUCCUAUUCUUUGUGCUGCUUUGGAUAGAAUGAAGCUUCCAUCUUUUCCAGAAUAUGAUGUUAGAGUCAGGUAUGCCACUGAGCACAGAUGCGGGGUUGUUGUGAAAGGGCCAAAGUUAAGUGGCAAUAUUUCUGGAACUGACCCAUUAAAAGACAAUCGCUUACUUCUGAAGGCAGAGGCCUUGGAUGAUACAGAGGAAGCAAAAAACACUGCAGCUGUUGUCAAUGAACUGUCAAUAGAAAUGUCUAAAAUUCUUGUUGCCCACCCUUUGAAUGCAAAACGUGCAGCUGAAGGGAAGAAUAUUGCAAAUAUUGUACUUUUGCGAGGUUGUGGAAUUCGAAUUGAGGUUCCUCAAUUCGAGAAGCAGCAUGGACUAUCACCGUGCAUGGUAGCUCCCACCAAGAUUAUAGCAGGAUUGGGUUUAUCAUUGGGAGUUGACAUUCUUGAAGCACCAGGAGCUACUGGAGAUUAUCGAACACUUCUAACUUCCAAGGCUACAGCAAUAGCAAAGGCACUUUCUGCUCCACUACAGCCAUCCCCAUGCAUUUUUGUGCCAGGAGAGGAUGAACAUAAGCCGGGCCUAUCCCAAGGAUAUGAUUUUGGAUUUCUUCAUGUCAAGGCUAUAGAUGAUGCUGGUCAUGAUAAGGCAAGCAUUUUGAAAGUUAGGGCUUUGGAAGCCGUCGAUCGAGCCAUCGGUCAGCUGACUAGACUCCUCUGGCAGGCAGAAAAAUCUGGCAAGUACAAAUAUUACUUGUGUGUCACUGGUGAUCAUUCCACACCAGUAGAGUAUGGUGAUCAUAGCUUCGAACCUGUUCCAUUUGCUUUGUGCCAGUUAAGGGACUUUGUUAGUGCUGUGGGGGAGUCAAACUUGAUGCAAGUGUCACUCGAGGCUUUCCCACUUCCUUCAGUGAAGUCUGGGGAAGAUCUAACAAAUGAUGACGUAGAAAUGCCAGAGGAAGCAAACAGCAGGCUUAAAGUUUUCAGUGGAGAUUCAGUGUGCCAAUUCAGUGAGAUUGCAGCUGCAAAGGGUUGUUUGGGAAGGUUUCCUGGAAGUGAGAUGAUGGGGGUGAUAAAGAAGUUCCUUAAGCUGAAGAAUGAAUAAAUAGUUCACUGAAAAAAUGCAUUAUUUUGGAGAGCCAGGUCCUCUGAAGUGUGGAUUUAUUAACAACUGAGUAGAUAAUGAAUCUGGUGAAGACCCACAAUGUUUAUUGGACUGCUUGGAAGGAUUGUGCUGUCCUUUAUACACCUAGAAGGUAAGGUUUAAACUACUUUCGAUAUAUGUUUACUGAGGUUGUCAUAACAAGAGCAUUUAUGGAAUUGGCAUGCUCUUUGAAUUUUCUCGUUUUCAGCAGUGUUGCAAAUUUUCUUGUAAUACUGAGACACAAUGUUGCCAUCCAACGUCAAAUAAAUAGUAACCUCUUAUGAUA
Molecule: messenger RNA, 2193 nt
Organism: Musa acuminata AAA Group (dessert banana)
Lineage: Eukaryota; Viridiplantae; Streptophyta; Magnoliopsida; Zingiberales; Musaceae
Exons: 6
Coding region: 381-1868 (495 amino acids)
Molecular function (GO): metal ion binding
Source: RefSeq, a predicted model, not a curated record